Molecule: messenger RNA, 1463 nt
Organism: Arabidopsis lyrata subsp. lyrata
Lineage: Eukaryota; Viridiplantae; Streptophyta; Magnoliopsida; Brassicales; Brassicaceae
Exons: 2
Coding region: 370-1122 (250 amino acids)
Source: RefSeq, a predicted model, not a curated record
UUGGAUCCGUCGGAGAAUCUCUCUGCUCUGAUGAAUCUUUGAUAUAGUAAUGUGGGUGAUACUUUAGGUAGUAGCGAAAUAUCUUUUAAUUGAACCGGAUAAAAUCAAGAAAAAAAAAAAGCCUUUUAACUAAACCGAAAACGAACCGGUUUUGACUACGAAGAAUUUCUUGGUUUAAACUGACACUCUCCUUCUUCUGCUUCUUUCUUAGUUUCUUCAUGGCAAACGUUGCUUCUCCUUGCGAAGUUUCUGAGUUUGGGCUUCUCCGAUUCUGAGGUUUUCGCUGAAAUCCUGCUGAUUUCUGAGCUCACGUUCGUUUUCGGAGGUGAUAUCUCGCUAUCCAGCUUUUUCAUUACCGAUUUCGAAAAAAUGUUGCAGUUUUUAGGAAGGAAAUUACUUAGGUCUGGGUUUGGGUUGUCAUUGACUGAGAGGGCUCGAGCUCGAGCUCCUCGUCUCCCAUGUUGCUUGGGUGGAAGAGAUGAGCCACGUUUGGUAGAACAUAACGCUUCACUGAUCUAUGGCAACCGUAUAAAGCAAUUGGACUUGAUGAAGGAAAAAAUGAGGUUGAGAGAUGCCAGGAUCGAUGCUUAUUUGAAGAAAGAGAUGAUGCUUAAACAUGAGAGUAUCAUUUCAAAGAAGGAUCCUGAAGCAGCAGACGAUACCUUCUUCAGAUAUUGCAUUGCAAUAUCUUCUAAUCGCUCUUUUCUUUCUCUCAAACAGCGCUGUGAUGCCGACGAAGCUUUCGCGAAACGUUUGAUUGGGUUUGUCACUCGAUGUCAGCGCAAGGAAGCCAAUUUCAUGCUCUGGGCGAUGAAGGAGCACUCGAAAUAUUCCAUUCCAAAAACAUACACUUCGGAAUCUGCUUCUCGCGCCUUUGCAAGGACUCUUUGCCCCAUUGUGAUCUUCUUUGUUAUACUUCUCGCCAAGAUGGCAUGGUCAAAGGCUAAGGAUACCCACAAGGAAUCUCAAAGGGAAGCAGAUCUCAAAAGUCGUUUUGCAACUCUGAGGAAACAUCUGGAAGACAUGGUUCGUGAUGAGAAUGAGAAAAUGGAAGUUAGGAUGACAGGGAUUGAAGGUGGGAUCGAAAAUGUUAGGGAGGAGCUGUCUAAGAAGAACUCAUAAAGAUGGAACAACACAAUGUCGUACGUGAUAUGAAUAUGGAGCUUUUAAGGAACAAGCAGCUGAAAAGGGAUCACAGAUAUUUUUCAAGGAAUGUACAUACAGUUGAAGUGAAACUUAUGUCGAUUUGAUUGCCUGAUAGGUUGUCAUUAUCCAAGUAUCUUUCUUUAACACUUUUCAUUCUAUUUUGUUUUGGGACUCCAUGUGUGUUUGUUUGAGACUUUGAGUUGUGAAUUAGACUCAUGUUUGUCUCUCUGAGACUUCAAACUAGUAUCAACUACUAUGAUGGUUCAUUGAAAUUGAGUGCUAGGAUUGAGCUUGCUCUUUGUUUUGAAUGAUGGCUG